This is a messenger RNA of Syngnathoides biaculeatus (alligator pipefish), 5698 nucleotides long. Its product is annotated as potassium voltage-gated channel subfamily A member 10. NCBI's taxonomy places the organism in Eukaryota, Metazoa, Chordata, Actinopteri, Syngnathiformes, Syngnathidae. The coding region runs from base 1866 to 3623 and encodes 585 amino acids. The record is from RefSeq and is a predicted model, not a curated record. Gene Ontology annotation, cellular component: voltage-gated potassium channel complex; membrane. The transcript is spliced from 6 exons. Gene Ontology annotation, biological process: protein homooligomerization; potassium ion transmembrane transport. Gene Ontology annotation, molecular function: protein binding; delayed rectifier potassium channel activity.
CUCGGUCUCUCAACGUGGAGUGCCAACGGCAAUGUUUGGCUUUAAAAGGAUUAACACAAAAACAAGCUCGAUUUUCUCUAAUCGCGUUCCGCAUUUCCUGGAAAACAAGUUCGCGCGUUGCGUCGACGCUUCGGGGGGGGCGACACGAGGGGCAAGCUGAGGUCGGGCCGGCGCCGCGUCCGAAAUCCUCUUUGAUGCCCAGGACGACGGUCGUCGGGAGCGGGUGAGUGUCUCGACCGGGUCGUGUCGGCCUCGGGGACCCCCCCCCCCCCCGGCGUCAACGCGGAGGGGUUUCGUCUCGGUCACGGGCCGGGGUCACCUCAGGCGACGGCGUAUGGAAUCCAGACGCGUAGGGGAGGGGGGUGUAGAAUUUGGGGGAGCGACAAUAGCGCAGUUGAAAGUCAUCAUUGCAGUACAAUAUGAGGAGUGUCAAGUAUUGCAAAAUAAAGUCGCAUAAAUCAUUUCGGCCAUUUUUCUGGGAGGAAUCACGGAAUUUACUGGCAACCUUAAAUGGUCAACUUCCUGUUUCAUUUUGGUCAUGGGUCCUCGAGACCUUUUCUUUUGCGAUAGACAGGACCACCAUAAUUUAUUUUUUUUUUUUUUCAUAGUUUCGAAGAGGCGGCACGGUGAGGCAUGCUGGUAAAGCGUUGGCCUCGCAGUUCUGACGUCCCCGGGUUCAAUCCCGGCCCCGCCUGUGUGGAGUUUGCAUGUUCUCCCCUGUGCCUGUGUGGGUUUUCUCCGGGUUUCCUCCCACAUCCCAAAAAUAUGCAACAUUAAUUGGACACUCUAAAAUUGCCCCUAGGUGUGAUUGUGAGUGCGCCUCUUUGUCUCUAUGUGCCCUGCGAUUGGCUAGCAGCCAGUUCAGGGUGUACCCCGCCUCCUGCCUGAUGACAACUGGGAUAGGAUCCAGCACUCCUGCGAGCCUUGUGAGGAUAAGCGGCUGUUGAAAUCGGUGGGUGGAAGGGCUUAGAGCAGGGGUGGGGAACCUAUGGCUCGCGAGCCAUACCUGGCUCUUUUGGUGGUAUCACAUGGCCCGCGGAAACCCUCAUAACGGCAUAGUGUACAUGUGAGUUUGUCCUAGUGGGGUUGCCGUAGUUAGGUGUGGGAGGCAGUGUAAAUAACGUAGAGACAGUUUGGCCUAGUGGAAUUGCCGUAGUUAUUGGGUGAGAGUUGGUUGUCUACAGGUGGAGAAGGGUCGAACGCCGCCGACCGACUUAAAUUAUGGAAAUGCUUUUGACCAAGGUCGCUCAAAGAAAAAAAUAUGAAGUACCACCGAAGUUUUCAACAAGAAUGGACAUCUUUCAUAGAGAUGGAGGGUUAAAUUCCCAGAUGGCGAGUAUGCCGAGGCAUUCGUACUCGACGCUGCCAAUGAAGGUUUUGCCAGCUUCGCAUCAAGACAAGAUCAUCAAACGAACAAAAGACAUGCCUCUGUCGGCGAGAACUGCUCACCAUCGUACCAGCAUGAUGGAAAAUCAAAUUACGCUCACGAUUAACGGAUGGAAAUCUCAACGGCUGCGUGGAGCUUAAUCUUGACGAUGUAUGAAACGGACUAUCAAGACAUCAGCAAAACCAGGAAGCACCUGAAGUCGCAUUCACGGUGAAGCUUUGGAGAGAUUUACUCACAAGCGCCGCUUAAAUCGCCUCCGCGGCGAUGUCGGAUCGCGGAGGAUCGUCGCAAGCGUUUCCUUCCCCGGCAAGCGACUGUCAGGGUGAUAACGCUGACGGGAAUGAAGAGGAUUUCCAUCUUGCUCCAGAAAAUAUGCUGGUUACGGAGAAGACUGAACCUGCCUGCAUGCCACCCAGCAGGACCGAGGUCCGAGCGGGACCCCCUCCUGCGUUCCUGACAGCCGAGGAGACGGACAUCGAUGGAGGUUCCUCUGGUUAACUUCGAAAACGUGGACGAUGCGGUCCUCAACUUGGGCGACCCCAGCGAUUCGGGCUACCCAACGUCGCCCACGUCGGAGGCCAGGGAUCCCGAGGCAUCACCCCACCGCCUGCCCUCCCCGCGCCCGUCCCCUCGCUGGGGCCGCCGCGAGGGUCCUUCCCCUUCCACGCCGUCCAAAGCCACUUCCAGUAGCUGCAGCCUGAUCGCUAAUCUGAAGCUCCUGGUGAGCGGUGAGUCGGGUUCCGAGACUGUCUUCAGCAGGAUGCAAAGGGACUGCUACGACAACGAGGACUUGUUCGAGAAGAUUGGCGUGGAGGACCGAGACCAAAAAGUGGUCAUCAAUGUCUCGGGCCUGAUGUUCGAGACGCACCUGAGCACGCUCAACCGGUUCCCGGAGACUCUACUGGGCGACCCCGUCAAACGAAUGCGCCACUUUGACCCCAUGAAGAACGAAUAUUUCUUUGACCGUAACCGACCUUCUUUCGACGGCGUCCUGUACUUCUACCAGUCUGGCGGGAGGGUCCGAAGGCCAGCCAAUGUCCCAUUAGAUGUUUUCGCCAGUGAGAUCGUCUUCUAUCAGCUGGGCCACGAAGCUAUGGAGCAGUUCCGCGAAGACGAAGGGUUCAUCAAAGAGCCUGAGGUCCUGUUACCCACCAACGAGCUUCAGAGACAGUUCUGGCUCCUGUUCGAGUACCCUGAGAGUUCCAGUGCCGCCAAAUCCGUCGCGCUGGUCUCUGUGUUUGUCAUCAUCAUCUCCGUUGUUAUCUUUUGUUUAGAAACCCUACCGGAGUUCCGCGAGGGCGGAGAUUUCCCUCCCGACGUGGCUCGUGUUGUUAAUGGGACCAGGGAAGGUUCAAGUACUUAUCCCGCUGCCAAAGACGUCCUAGCCUACCUCACGGACCCUUUCUUUAUCGUAGAGACCAUCUGCAUUAUCUGGUUCUGCUUUGAGGUCGGCGUCCGCUUCGCCGCGUGUCCCAGUAAGAGCGACUUCUUCAACAACAUCAUGAACGUCAUCGACAUCGUGUCCAUCAUCCCGUACUUCGUCACUCUGGGCACAGAACUGGCAACCACUCCCAGCGAUGACGCCAACUCCAGCCAAAACACGUCACUCGCCAUCCUGAGAAUCAUCCGCCUGCGCCAUCUUCUUUGCCGAAGUCGACGAGCCCCAGACGCAGUUCGUCAGCAUCCCGGACGGAUUCUGGUGGGCGGUGGUCACCAUGACCACGGUGGGCUACGGAGACAUGUGCCCCAUCACCAUCGGCGGCAAGAUGGUGGGAACGCUGUGCGCCAUCGCCGGCGUGCUGACCAUCGCGCUGCCCGUGCCCGUCAUCGUGUCCAACUUCAACUACUUCUACCACCGCGAAUCGGAGCAAGAGGAGAAGCAGAUGAUCGACGCCGCCACCGAGGCGCAGAAGAGCACGCUGGCCCGCAAGUACGGCAGCGCCGCAUCGCUCGACAAAAGCGCCUGGAGCAUGGAGAAGAACGCAUUCCGCUCAUAAAGCGACAUUUUCCUCCGCUGCGUUUUUUUUUUGUUUGUUUGUUUUUUUUUGUACUGCUACGGCCUUUACCUGAGUUGUCUUCUUUGGGACGAAGUGAAAUAUGCACGAGUCGGCGCAAGAGGAACCAUUUUGACAAAUGCAAAUUCCAUCUGUUCAUUUGCCAUAUUACUGGGCUACUUGUCCAAGAUGGGGAGGGGGGGGGGACAAGCACUACUGGGAAUAACGAAUCCCAAAAGUAAUUGACGCACCUCUAAAAAAAAAAAAAAAACAAUUAUUAUUAUUAUUAUUCUAUAGUUGGAGGACAAUUCCAGCAACAACAUUUUUGAAAAUCAGAUCCUUAUUUUAUCAUUUUUUGCUGUUUUGAAAAGGGAAAAAAACAAAAUUAUUUAGUCCAGCUCAACCACCAACAAUGCACAUUAUAGACAAUUUAUUUGCUAUAUCAUAAAUUUUCCUUUAUAUACCACAACAGAUAACCAAUUUUCUGAAAAACAUAUUUAAAAAUACUGCCAAAUCAAUCAUUUAUCCGUUAAAAUCACACAAAAAAGUAAACGUUUAUCCGAAUUUGUUAUUUUACUUGAUGACGUCGCUUGUGCUCAGUUAUGUUAGCUCACUUUUUUUUUUCCCUUACAAUUUCAGUAGCCAAGUUGCAUGCAUGUUAAGAGGCAACUUCAGAGCAUAAUUAUUUUUCAGUAAAGUAUGGAAAGUGUCUGUGACAAAAUUAAACAUCUUAACAACCGCGAGGAAGACAUUGACAAAAUUCUAACUAGAAAUAAAAUAAAAAAGUUGGACUAAAAAGGUCAUCCAGUUUUGGAUGGACCAUUGGUUCAAACUGUUUGAAAAAAAUGUAGUAAAAAUUUCCAAAAUGUAGAAAAAAGGAAAGAUGUACAAUGCAAAUGCAUCUAUUUUAAAUGAUUAUGAAUAGUUGUAGUAUUUAAAAUGUUAUCUUUGCAGAGGCAUCAUGUUCACUGGUGGAGUCCUGUCCGGCCUGUCCUUGUGACGACCACCCCCCAGCCCCCCCCCCUCCCUCUAUUAACACAACAACCCCAAAAAAUGCAUGUGAGGCUCCAACUUAUCGUAUCAAGCUAAACCGACGACAUGUGAUAUUCUGCAUUGUUUGCACAUUUUAAAUGAGCUGCAAAUUAUCAAUCAAAUGCUACUAGGACGUGAAUGCAUGCAAAACAAAAAAAAAUGUACAUUUGAUGUUUUCUUGCCAGCUGAGCGUAUUUAUGCAAUAUAAAAUCUUUAAAGUACAAUUUAAAAAGCUUUUCAAACGAUUGCGCUGAAUGCUAAUCUCCGCGUGCGCACUUUGGAAGCCUCAGGAAAGAACAUUUAUCAAGAUUUAUAUUUUGGAAAAAAGGAAAUUGGUGGUGGUGGUGAGGGGGCAUAACAAUUGCCUUUGCACACUUGAAACAAUAUGGAUUAUUUAUAUAGGAUGGCAUGCAGAAAUGAAGCUAAUACAAAGCUAUGACAUAACGAAUGUAGCUAAUUAUAAGGAUUUUAAUGCUCUAGUGAUAAUCAAAUAAGACUGUUAGACGUGCAUGCCGCAUUUUAAUCGUGAUAAUGUAGCUCCGUGACGCGGGUAAAUCUUGCAAUAAACUUACUGUAUGCAAUAAUGUUGACAUGUGGGCGUAGGGGAACCCUGUUUGAACCCCGGGAACACCGCAAUAAUUAAAUGGGGAGAAAUAAGAUGUCAGGGCGGCAUCAUUUGGUGAUUUGGCGACUCAGCACUUUAUGUUUGGAGCUAGCAUUUGGGCCACUGACAGUUAGAACGGGCUAACUCCACGGUUGCCGUUUUGCAAGGGGCACAAUAAACGUUUGAGCGCUGACGAACCAGGAGAUGCUCGAGAAUUGGAACUGAAGCUCAAUUUAGACCAGGAUUCGCCUGAAAGAUACGGAUGCCCUUUCUCUAGUCAGUCAUGACAAAAAAAUUAAAUAUAACGGAGUUGGCACACAUUAGUUCUCAGUUGUAACGAAUUGACGAGCGAGUGACGUUUUGUGUUUUCUGUAACGAGUGCCUUCCAUGAUUAAACGUAUGCUAUGAACUGGCUGGUGUCAAGCGCUCAUCAUUUGGAUAUUUGCUAAAAUGGUGAAACAAGCGCAUCAUAAACGAUAACCUACAGUCCACACCAGUUUUAAUGCUCUAAUUUACAGAAUAUAUUAUUUUUACAUUUUUGUCCGUUUUAAAUGAUAGUUUCUAUGUGUAGUGGUUUUGAUUUAACAUUUUCAUGUGUGUCUGUGUAUGUAUAUGUGUGUGUAUAUAUAUAUACAUAUAUAUAUAUAUAGUCUUCAUGAUCUAAUAAUACCUUUGUUUUAU